GAAUGGACACGAUUUGUAGCUGAUCGUAUUCUAAUACCAGUGAUUGUAAUUCUAGGAAUUGCAGGAAAUUCCUGUAAUAUUGCUGUCUUAAGUAGACCGAAAAUGAGAACAUCAACAAAUGUCUAUCUUACAAACCUUGCUGUUUUUGAUAUGCUAUAUCUGAUAUUUAUGUUAACUUUAUCCAUGAUACACUGCAGGGACAAAGAUAUGUAUGCGUCAAGCUAUUAUUACAUCCCUUAUGGUCGGGCAAUUUCUGAUUUGUUUGGAAACUGUAGCGUGUGGGUGACAGUUUGUUUUACCUUAGAACGUUAUAUAGGCGUCUGUCAUCCAAUGAAAGGUAAAGCCUGGUGUACAGUUCAAAAGGCAAAAUUUAUAACGUUAGUAGUCUUUCUUGUUUGUUUGUGUAAUACUUUGCCGGUAGCGUUUGAAAAUGAAGUUAUAACUGAUAUGGAAAUUAUGCAUACAAAAAAUCUAACGAAGAUUAAUUACAGAUGUGACACAUCAGAGUUUGGUGAAAGAGAAAGUUACCAGUUUGGAUAUUAUUGGUGGUACAUAACGUUAUUUACUUUCGUUCCACUUAUUCUUCUUUCAGUUUUUAAUAUGUUUCUCAUCAAGUCUGUUUGGCAUGCGAACAAACGACGUAAAUUGUUAUCCCAGUCUCAUGUUCUUGGAGAUCACAAUAACCAGUCUAUGGAACAACAGAAGGUCACAACAAUGUUAAUAUCAGUAGUGAUUAUAUUUCUUCUGUGUCAGAUUCCGUGGGCAAUACUAUUGAUCUACAAAGUAUAUGUCUCCGCCUUUAUUAUACCACAUGACAAAGACAAUAUAUUAAUAGCGGGAAACAUUUGUAAUAUGCUUGGUCAGGUAAACGCUUCAAUAAACUUCAUUUUAUAUUCCUACUUUAGUAGCAGAUUCCGAAGAACUUUUAAGAAACUUUUAUGCAGGUGGAAGAAAAAGAACAGAGGUACGAAUAUCAUGAUAUCAGAUUAUCAAUCAAGAAAAUCUGAUUUUACUAAAGAUAGUGUUACAACAUCAUUAAUGGCAUACAGAUAUAGGAGAGAUACAGUAAGAGAGACAAAUCCUAUAUGGAAAGCACCGCACAUUUUGUUAUCUUAG
This is a messenger RNA of Mytilus trossulus (common blue mussel), 1116 nucleotides long. Its product is annotated as FMRFamide receptor-like. The coding region runs from base 103 to 1116 and encodes 337 amino acids. Gene Ontology annotation, cellular component: membrane. The record is from RefSeq and is a predicted model, not a curated record. The transcript is spliced from 2 exons. NCBI's taxonomy places the organism in Eukaryota, Metazoa, Mollusca, Bivalvia, Mytilida, Mytilidae. Gene Ontology annotation, molecular function: G protein-coupled receptor activity. Gene Ontology annotation, biological process: G protein-coupled receptor signaling pathway.